UAUAUAUAUAUCCUGUUUCAUCAUGAUUUCGCGAUUUUGAUUCGGAAAAUCGUACAAGUAAGGCUUAAUCGGUUCCAGAUUCUUUACCAAUCGAUCGUCGUCUAUGUCCCAGCGCUAGCGUUGAAUCAAGUGAGCGACAUCAAUAUACAUUUAAUCGGGGCCAUUGUAUGCGUCGUCUGUGUUUUUUAUACCGUUCUGGGAGGUAUUCGAGCAGUGGUUUGGACGGACGCGUUACAAGUCGGCGUGAUGAUAGCAGCGGUUAUCACCGUUGCCGUUCUAGGGACCUGUCAAAUGGGAGCGGCAGAAAUUUGGAAGAGGGCCACCGAGGCCGGUCGCAUUCAAUUUUUAAAUUUCGAUCCAUCGCCGUACACGAGGCACAGCGUUUGGACCGUACUGAUUGGCUCCUGGUUGUACGUCACCGCGUAUAUCGCCGUCAAUCAAACCAUGGUGCAACGAUACAAAUCGUUAAAAAGCACAAAAAUAUCUCAAUUAUCCAUCGCGAUAUUUACCAUCAGUAUAAUGGUGUUUAUUUCAAUAUGCUGUUGGUGCGGCCUGGUCCUUCUCGCUUGGUGGUCGCCGCCGAAAUGCGAUCCAAGAGUUUCCGGCUUAAUUACGGCCGAUGAUCAACUACUGCCGGCUUAUGUCAUGGAGAUCGCCCAUCAUUUACAUGGGAUACCCGGCCUCUUUAUUUCCGGAAUUUUUGGCGCGGCACUCAGUUCGUUAUCAGUAGGCUUUAAUUCGACGUCCGUUGUGAUAUUAGAAGACUUCGUCAAAGGUUGUUUCAAAAUGAAGCCCAACGAUCGUUGUUCCACAAUUUUCGUGAAAAGCCUUGUCGUUCUCUUUGGUUUGACGGCGCUUUGCUUUCUUUUCUUGAUUGAAAAGCUAGGAGGGGUUCUAUCCGUGACUAACAGCUUAGCCGCCAUCGCUGCCGGAACUUCUUUUGGUGUUUUCACUCUAGGAAUCUUGUUCCCAUGGACAAACGCCAAGGGUGCCCUUAUCGGUGCCAUUGCAGGCUUCGUAAUGUCCGGGUGGGUCAGUUUUGGAGCGAAUGCGGCUAUCGGUUCUGGUCUCAUAAUGCCGAAGAAACUUCCAGUCCCGCCCUGCACGGGAAAUAUUAGUUAUUAUAGUGACGACUUUUUUCAACAACUCUCAAACAAGUGGUCCAGCGAGGACGAUGUCUUCCCGUUGUAUCGGUUGUCCUAUCACUGGGUUGCUCCUAUCGGCACGCUGGCGGUACUCGUAGUAGGUGGCAUUGUCACUUGGAUGACAGGUGCACGAGAUCCCUCAUCGAUCGAUAGAAAUUUACUAUCCCCGGUGAUUCAUAGGUGGUUACCACAACAAAAAUAUCAGAGAGGAGUAGACGGAUCGUGCGUGUCCAUAUCGAUCGAUCCGCAAGUAUCGGCGAACUUAUUAUCGGUCAUUCAUCGAAAAUCAAAUCCUGCCGAUCUUCAGCAGAAAGAAGAAACAUUUACAAACGUACCAUCGUGAUUAAUUGAUGGUAUAAUAAUUACGAUGAUUCUAAAUUCUUUUUAUAGCUUCUUUUUAUUUAGACAAUUUCU
Molecule: messenger RNA, 1559 nt
Organism: Pogonomyrmex barbatus (red harvester ant)
Lineage: Eukaryota; Metazoa; Arthropoda; Insecta; Hymenoptera; Formicidae
Product: sodium-coupled monocarboxylate transporter 1
Biological process (GO): transmembrane transport; sodium ion transport
Cellular component (GO): membrane
Molecular function (GO): symporter activity
Source: RefSeq, a predicted model, not a curated record